Messenger RNA from Pediculus humanus corporis (human body louse), 3729 nucleotides. RefSeq lists its product as uncharacterized. The record is from RefSeq and is a predicted model, not a curated record. Gene Ontology annotation, biological process: neurogenesis; nervous system development. The transcript has 16 exons. Gene Ontology annotation, molecular function: ATP binding; ATP hydrolysis activity. Lineage: Eukaryota; Metazoa; Arthropoda; Insecta; Psocodea; Pediculidae. The coding region runs from base 1 to 3729 and encodes 1242 amino acids.
AUGAAUUUUUAUAGGGAAAAUAAAAAGUACGAAAAUGCUUAUUUACUAUAUAAAAAAAAAAAAAAAACUCGUUUUUCGAAUUUGGUGAGUCACGUAGAAAAUAAUAUAAUUGAGGGUAAAAGUACAACCGGCACCGGCGAACUGUCGUCCGAUCAGGAAUAUUUUAGAGACGCCAAGGGGUCGGUUGGUUCAAAUUCGAAUCAAUGGACGUCCCAAGGAGACUUUCGUCAAUCCCCGAUAAAUUACAGGCCGGGAAUCAGUCGAUCAUCGAAUAGAAAAUCCGAUUCAGGUCAGCAAACGGAUGCUAGUGCCUUUCGACCCAUUCAAAAUAAUCAAUGGAAAAAAUAUCAGAACGACGAACAAAACAAAACGGAUGAUCACAUUAUAAGAACGAGAGAGCGGAAAAGUCCCGUACCGAAUGGGGUAAGCAAAAAAAGUAAACCGGGUAAAGUUAUGGGAGUGAAAGAUGAUUCCGGAUGUAAGCAAAAUGGAAGUGAUCCAAAGGGAAAAGUCAAAGGAGUUCCUUUGAGUUUUGGUUACGUGAAACGUAGCACUACUAAUGGUGGAACGACACCCGCUGGAAAAUCGGAAACGAAAACGGCUCAAGUGUCAGCUGUGCCGAGGACGAAAGUAAAAGUUUCUGGAGGAACUCAAACAACGAGCGAUUUAGCUCAUUUUAAAUCUUAUUCACUCACUGGAGCAUCCGCCAAUCAAUUGUCUCAAUGUGUUCGUGAACGGCUUUUGGGGUCUCAAAGUUUACCAAAGCCAGGAUUGAUCGAUACAGAAAGUCUAGAAUCUCUUAGCUCUCUUCCGGCUCAACUUCAACACAGAGCUAGUUUAACACACACGAGACUUUUAUUAAACCAGCGAGAGGGAAGCGCGUCACCUAGUCACAGGUUAAAUAGAAGUAACAGUAUUAGAUCAACAAAAUCUGAAAAAUUAUAUCCUUCGAUGUUGCAAAGAUCCGAUGAUGCUGAUCCUUACUACGGCAUACCUAUUAACAGUAUGCCAUCCAAACAUAAUCAUGCAUCGCAACCCACGAGUCCUACACCCAGCCAACUGUCGCAAGGAGUUCAAGGUCGUUUUAAUUAUUCUCUUUCGCCCAUCAGUUCAUCGUCUUCUAGUCACGGUUUAAAUCGCGGAAACAUGACCAUUUACAAUCAUGGAAAUAUGUCUAAAAUACCCGGAAAUGACGAUGACAUUCAUGGUUCUUCCAUAAGUUUGGUUUCUACUGCUUCGUCACUUUACAGUACGGCAGAAGAAAAACAAGCACACGAAAUAAGAAAAUUACGAAAAGAGCUGCUCGAUUCUCAGGAAAAAGUUUAUACACUCACAAGUCAACUGUCGACCAACGCUCACGUGGUUUCGGCAUUUGAACAAUCCUUGUCGAGUAUGACGCAAAGACUUCAACAUUUGACUGCUACCACGGAAAAAAAAGAUCAAGAACUAUUGGAAUUGAGAAAAAAUAUCGAACUUUUAAGAAAGCAAAGCAAAGAAUUACAAAACUCUUCUUCAUCAAAUUUACCACCAGGAACUCCUUGUCUAUCCAAAAAGAACAUGCCCAAUUCUGAUGAUUUGAUUGUAAACGGUGCUUCUCCAAUGACUCGUCAAUUGUCCACGGAUUCCGUUUCAAGUUUGAAUUCUCUGUCGUCUGCUUGUAGCAUUUCGAGUUCGGCCAAUUGUUCAUCAGGGAAAUCGAAAAAGAAAAAGAAAGGAUGGUUGAGAAGUUCUUUUAGCAAAGCUUUUUCUCGUUCGCGUAAAAACAAAAAUGGAUCCGUAUCCGACGUUGAGGAUUUCAGGAGACUCCAAACAAACGGAGAUAUAAUUAACAACACAGAUAUUUCGGCUCCGUCAUCUCCGCUCCUCAACAAUCACGUUCUCAACACGAGCUCUCAAAAUUUAAAAGUCAGCCAGUCUUCAUCUGCAAUUUACAAAUCUAAAGAAGAAGAAGAAAUGUCCGAAUGCGAAUUGGUCGAAGAUCUUAAAAAACAACUCCGGGAAAAAGAUCUCGUUUUGACGGAUAUCCGGUUGGAAGCGCUAAGUUCGGCACAUCAAUUGGAAUCAUUGAAAGACACGGUGAUUAAGAUGAGGAACGAAUUGUUGAAUUUGAAACAAGACAAUGAAAGAUUACAAAGAAUAGUUACGAGUAAGUCACUCACGUCAUCUCAAAGUUCUGUUAACCAUUUAGGAAGUUUAGACAGAAGAUUUAGCCUGCAUGAAAAUUCUUUGGCGGCGCUUUCGAAUACUUUUGCUCAAGAAACCGAAGGCGGUAAACGCAUCCUCGUAUCGGUACUACUCGGUUCACACGGAGUUUUUCACAAAUACAUGGAAGACAAUUGCAAAUCUGAAACUGUGAUAGCCGCAAUUUACGUAAAUCCAAAAACUCAAUGGGAAAUGUUGGACAGCAUGGUUAGAAAAAUGUUCAAAGAAUACGUUCAAAGAUUGGAUCCGUCUUCGGGUCUCGGAUUAAGCGGAGAAUCAAUAUGGAGUUAUCACAUAGGAGAAAUAGUUCGUUACAAAGAUUCCGUUCUUCCGGAUCUCCUUCCGUAUGCUUAUUUAAUCGAAGAAGAAGACACACUUAAAAUAUGUUUAAAGGGAGCUAUCAACAAUGGAAGUUUAGACGCUUUAGCUUUUGAAACUCUUAUUCCAAAAUCCAUAAUUCAAAGGUAUGUUUCACUUCUUAGCGAACACAGAAGAAUAAUUCUAUGCGGACCAUCAGGCACUGGAAAAUCGUAUUUGGCUAAUAAAUUAUCGGAAUUUUUGGUAUCGAGAAUUGGAAAAGAAUCAAUGGCGGAAUCCAUCGCCACAUUUAACGUGGAUCACAAAAACAGUAAAGAAUUAAGACAAUAUUUGACAAAUGUAGCGGAGCAAUGCGAGAACAACGCCGGUGAUUUACCAUCCGUUAUUAUUUUGGAUAAUCUUCAUCAGGCUUCGUCGCUGGGUGAAGUUUUCAAUGGUUUCCUUAGUUCGAAAUACUCAAAGUGUCCUUUUAUAAUUGGUACGAUGAAUCAAGCGACUUGCUCCACUACAAAUUUACAAUUGCAUCAUAAUUUCAGGUGGAUACUAUGUGCCAAUCACAUGGAACCAGUAAAAGGUUUUCUUUCGCGGUAUCUUAGGCGACGAACCGUCGACAGCGAGUUGCGUGAUAAUGCACAUAACAAUGAUUUAGCCAGAGUUAUAGAAUGGAUACCAAAAGUGUGGCAUCACAUAAACAAAUUCAUUGAAAUGCACAAUUCCUCCGACAUGACAAUAGGACCGAGAUUGUUUCUUCUAUGUCCCAACAAUGCGGAAAACAGUCAGGUUUGGUUUACGGAUUUAUGGAACUACGCCGUCGUACCUUACUUGAUGGAUGCCGUCAGGGAAGGCCUUCAAUUGUAUGGUAAACGUGCAGCUUGGGAAGAUCCAACACAAUUCGUAAUCGACACCUAUCCUUGGGUCGAAGACUCUUCGAACGGAGGACCGGAGGCUCUGUUGAGAAUAAGACCAGAAGACGUUGGAUUCGAUAUGAACGGAAGUUCGGAUUCCAACCGAACGGCUUCAAAAACUACAUCGAACCAAUCUGACUCCGAUGGAGAUCCUUUGUUGAACAUGCUCAUGAGACUCCAAGAAGCGGCUAAUUACACGAGAGGACAAAUAAACGGCAAUGAAAAAAUCGAAAACAGACAAGGAAAACCCGAAUCCAUUCCGGAAAUUAUGGAAAAUUCGAAAACGUCGGAAUCCUGUUUUUAA